AUGGCGCAAGGGCAGCAAUUCGCGGGUACUGCGGACGAUCGAGUCAGCCCUGGCGACGACUCUACUUCGCGCAUCCAGCUCUACUCGUUCGCCACUCCCAAUGGCAUGAAGGUGAGCAUCGCUCUGGAGGAGAUGCAGCUACCCUACGACGCGCACACGGUGAGCAUAAUGAAGGGCGAGCAGUUCAAGCCGGAGUUCAUUGCAAUCAACCCCAACAACAAGAUCCCUGCCAUCGUGGAUCCCAAGGGAGGCCCAGGCGGCACCCCGUUGAAGAUAUUUGAGAGCGGGGCCAUCCUGCUGUAUCUGGCGGAGAAGUCGGGCAAGUUUUUGCCGCAGGAUGCUGUGCAGCGAUGGGAGACCGUUUCCUGGCUCUUCUUCCAAGUGGGCGGCGUCGGUCCCAUGUUCGGCCAGUUCGGCAUGUUCUACAAGUUUGCACGCGAGCAGUGCGACCAUCCAUACCCGCUGCAGCGCUACACGGAGGAGACGCGGCGGCUGCUGGAGAAGUGGCUGGAGGGGAGGGAGUUCCUUGUGGAUGCGGGGUACACCAUCGCUGACAUGGCCACCUUCCCCUGGGUCAACUCGCUGCAGGUGUUUUACAAAGCAGAUGAUCAGUUGCAUCUGUCAUCCUAUCCUCGGGUUAUGGAGUGGAGGGAUCGUUGUAUGGCCCGUCCUCUCACAGCCAAGGGCAUGCACAUUUGCUCGCCCUAA
This is a messenger RNA of Closterium sp. Yama58-4, 708 nucleotides long. Lineage: Eukaryota; Viridiplantae; Streptophyta; Zygnematophyceae; Desmidiales; Closteriaceae. The record is from the annotation of a GenBank genome assembly.